CAUGCUUCAUUUGUUGAUAUUACACAAUUACUGAAUGAAAGUGUGCAUUGAGAGGCAGGAGUUAGUGGAAUAGAGGCUAGUCCAGACAUGAUCCCUUGAUUUUCGGUAGCAAUUUUUCCUAUGAAGAGCCUGCAUCAACAACAGCUGGUAAGAAAAGGUGACAGUGCUUCUUCACCUCAGACUGUGAUGUGUUGAAACUGAAAAGAGCUCUAAUGGCCAACUGAAAAAGUUAGAGCAGCUUAGAGUGCUGGCAGGCCAUCACAGAGGUGGUGAAUUUGCUUACCUGAUCCCAGUGCAGUCAGCUGCACAGGCCAUCAUUGCACAGGGUAGCAGCGCCCUCUGUUGUCUGCAGGAGGAAUGGCGGCCCUAAUGGAUGAUCAGACCUGAUCAACACGACUGUAAGGUGAAAAAAUGUGGUGUUGCAAGUUGUGACUUGUACAUUUCUGUCACUUUAUUCGGUUCUACAGUUCAAAAGAGGAGCUGAGGAGGGCAGAAAUGUUUAUCCUCUAAGAAAAACACACUGCAAUUCACUGCAGAUUUUUUAUCCUCCAUGCUCCUCAUUCUGUGCCAAAAAUAUUUUCAUGGCUAGUAGACAGGAGAAAUAACUGCAGUGGCCAGUAAGAUGGACUACUCUUUAAUACUCCCCGAUGUAUUCUGGUGUAGGUUUAUUAGUUACUGUGAAUAGGGAAAAUGUUUGAGAGAACAAACAAGGCCAUAAACUCAGAUCCACACAGAGAGCCACACACACACAGUGAGGUGGAGCCAUUGUUAGUGAGCCACAGGAGGCAGGGAACAGUGAUUUAUCCUGCUUACCUUUCUGUUUCGGUCUUACAAAAGCUUCCCAGGAGAGUAUUACGUUGCCUGGAAACUCUAUUUAACAGGGUCAGAGAUAGCAGAGAGGUAAAGAGAGACUGACACCUCAGCCUUCACCAGUCCUCUACUGAAGCCGCUGCAGCUGCCUUCUCUCCAGCACACAAGCCAGGAUGUCAGCUAUGCACUGGGAGGCCAGACGGCGUCAGAAUGCUCUGGACCGCAGGAUGGCCAGAGACCAGCAGCAGCUGCUACAGAGGGGCUCUGAGACCAGCCACAAUUCAACUGAAUCAAACAUGACACAAGAGCAGACAGCUGAAGGCCAGUGUCCCCACUGUAAGGGUGACUUAAAGACAACUGUCCACAACAGAGCCAGGGUCCCCAACAGAUACUCAUCUUUACAGUACACCCAGCAGUGGUGAGGAAGUCAAGUGACAGCACUGUACUCUGACAAUCUCGCUGGAUCACUGGAACCGCAUCAGUGUCAUACAAACACCAGUUUCAACAGUUUAUUCAUGGGUUUACAGAAAGAAAAACAAAAUGUGUAUAAGAAACUACUUACAAAACUAUUUUUCAAUACAACACACAUGGGCCAGCCCUCUCUAACUGUGCAGUUACUUUACAGCUGGUUCCACACACGUCUCCAUAGUGAGACCACUUUUUCUAAAACAUAGUAACGUAAGUAAAACACUUCGCGCAGAUCUCAGGAAUUGUUCUGUUCUUGAUUUUGGGGGUCAACUGUUUAAAUGAUCUAUUGUUACAGUAAUUUUGUGUUCAUUAGGUUUGAACAUAAAUGUAGCAUAACUGGAGUUUAAAAGGCCCAGACUUGGUGGUGGUGGAGUGAGAAAACAUGAUGAAUGAUGAAUUUUGAAAGAUUAAGUGAAUUAAUUCAUUCUGUGUGAAAGUGAUUAAAUGGAUUCACGUUUUACUACCCAGUCAACUGUGAAGUUUUGAAAAGUGGAAAAAAACCCAAUUGACCUUUGGCCUGUCUGUCCCUAUGUGAUAAGGCACUAAAAAUGAAUGUUUUUUCUCCCUGAAUUUAAAGCAUUACCUUUUAUCAUACCUUUGCUUAAAACUACCAAAUUACUGUUAAACAUGUUUUAAGUGUUAUGACAAUUGCCUUCAAUUAAAAUGUGCAUUUACACAGUAAGUACAGUGAUAAACAAAACUCAUAGCAAAGCAAUUCAACAGGGCUGUAACCAUUUCUUUACAGAGCUGGCGUUGAACCUGGGGGCAUUGUCAUGUUGAUAUUGGAAAUAAACUGGAAUGAAGUUAUACCAGUCAAU
Molecule: messenger RNA, 2096 nt
Organism: Scatophagus argus
Lineage: Eukaryota; Metazoa; Chordata; Actinopteri; Scatophagidae
Product: coiled-coil domain-containing protein 200-like
Exons: 6
Coding region: 984-1232 (82 amino acids)
Source: RefSeq, a predicted model, not a curated record